GCAUGGAAAUAAACGAACUCUUUAAUUUCACGUAAGCAUGCCAAGAAAAGUCUAUAAAUACUCUCAAAGCAAGAGCACUUGUAUUCACUCACCACCCUCAAUUCCAAAUUCCAAAACAAAGCAGAAAUAAUAUCUAUUUAAGACAAAAUAAAAUGGCUGGUUUCGGAGAAGUUAAGGUUAUGUGUUUGGUGGUGAUAGCCGUGGCGGCGGCGGCGGCUCCUCAUGCGGAAGGCGCGAUCUCAUGCGGGCAGGUUCUGAGCAGCGUGUCCCCCUGCCUCGGCUACCUCCAAGGUCGCGGUGCGGUGGCCCCGCCUUGCUGCGACGGCUUGAAAUCCCUGAACAAGGCGGCGGCCACCACGGCUGAUCGGCAGGCCCUGUGCGGCUGCAUAAAGUCUCUGGCGCCCGGCGUCGGGGCCAAGGCGGAGUUCAUUAACAGCCUCCCGUCAAAAUGCGGCGUUGCCCUUCCCUACCGCUACUCCCCAUCAGUGGACUGCUCUAAGGUGAAGUGAUGGAGCUUCUACAACAAAAACUAUAUAUAUACACAUAUACACAUCUUUCUCUAUAUAUUAAUAUGUAUAUGUACAAUAAGAAUAAGAUGUGAAACGUUACAAUUUAUUUAUAGGAUGGGAUGUACCAUUUUACGACUUCCUUUUGGAGUCUGAUUAUUGUAAUGAUAUAUGUGAAAAUGGAUGCAAUAAUUAUUUAUUGAUAAA
Molecule: messenger RNA, 713 nt
Organism: Salvia miltiorrhiza (redroot sage)
Lineage: Eukaryota; Viridiplantae; Streptophyta; Magnoliopsida; Lamiales; Lamiaceae
Product: non-specific lipid-transfer protein 1-like
Exons: 2
Coding region: 153-509 (118 amino acids)
Biological process (GO): lipid transport
Cellular component (GO): membrane
Molecular function (GO): lipid binding
Source: RefSeq, a predicted model, not a curated record